Messenger RNA from Eleginops maclovinus (Patagonian blennie), 1002 nucleotides. It is a transcript of the gene mrpl40, whose product is annotated as mitochondrial ribosomal protein L40. Lineage: Eukaryota; Metazoa; Chordata; Actinopteri; Perciformes; Eleginopidae. Bases 121 to 732 code for a protein of 203 amino acids. The transcript is spliced from 5 exons. The record is from RefSeq and is a predicted model, not a curated record. Gene Ontology annotation, cellular component: mitochondrial ribosome; mitochondrial large ribosomal subunit.
CGUCAUUACGUCACGUACGCAGGGAGGACAGCCCACAUCCAUGGGACAGCCGAAGACACUACAUGUGAACGUUCUUGACCCCGAGUUUGAGUUUAAACUGAAACAACGCGAAGUGGAAACAUGUCUGUGUGUUUGUCGCGUAGUCUAUGCAGGGUGUUAUCCCGACACACCGCUUCGUCAAGCUUCAUGUUGGGAGAACAUCACCAUGCUGUACUAAGUCCUUGGUUUGCUUCUGUGAUGACACUGAAGACAUCUGCUCCUCUGAGAGCGGAGCCUAAAAAGAAGAAGAAAGUGUCCCCAAUGACAGAGCAGUUGCAGAGAGAUCGGCUGAAAAAAAGAGUGAAGAGGCUGGAGAAGGUUCCUCCUGAGCUUAUCCCCAUAGAGGACCUCAUCACUCCAGUCACAUGCAUGGAUGAAACAAGGGAGCGAUCUGCACCAAACCUGUCAUUUGAAGAGAGUGAGCGUCGAGCCCUGCUGUUGAAGGAGUGGUGUCGAUUUAAACAGGAGCAGCACAUGGCUGAAAUGCAAGCUGUUGAACUUGCUUUGAAAGCGCAGACGGAGGCCCUGGAGGAGCUGAAGCUGGAGUCUGAGGAGCUGUACCACGCAGCACUGAAGCCAGACACUCAUUUAUUUCCCUUUACUCAUGAAGGCCCUGUCCACACCCCGCCAAUGAACACGUACGAAGCUCCAGAUGGGAAAUACAACGACAUCACUAAAGUUUACACUCAGUGAUGGACUGGAAACAGUUUUUCGCCUGGGUCAAUUGUCAUGUAUUAAGUGUAUGUUUCUACACAACUUAAAUGAUUCAAAAACCAUACAUAUGAUGGUCUGAAGGACAAUUCUUUUUUUUCUUUUUGUCGAAUCUCCUGUUUUUUAUUAUGUCUGUAUACAAUGCCACAACAUUCAUGAAAAUGAUGCAUAUAUUUCUUUCCUCCCACAUUCAUAUGUGUAUAAAACAAAACUCAAGACAAAAUAAAGUAAAAAUGUUUUUUAUUCAUCCAA